AGGACGGGGUCGAGGGGGAGGCGCCAGGACUGGUUUCUUAAAGCUCAGGUUCUCCCCGUAGAGAAAGCCGCGAUCAAGCAACAGAACUCGAGCAGAGGGCUUUCCUCGGCGAGAUCCGCCUUCUCCUCCGCUCCUCCUCCUCCCCGGCCCCUCCCCUCCCAGGCGGGCGCCGCGCUGCGGCCAGACGCGGAGGGUGCGUUGAGGCUCCCGGCCCGGGUAGGGGAGGCGGAGGGGUGGGCCCGCGCUCACGUGACUCGGCCAGCUGUUAGCAGGGGGCGGCGGGCCCCGGCGCCGGGAGUCUAGGGAGGGGAAGCGCCCGGAGGCCGCCUCCGCCACUGCAGCUGCAGCCCCCGAUGUCGCCGCAGUGAGCCGGCCGCAGCAGCACCCGCACCCUCGUGGCCGCAGCCUCAGCACCGCAGAGCCGAGCCCGGAGCCCGUCGCCCGGCAGGAUGGCUGUAGCUCCUCCAAGUUACUGUUUUGUGGCCUUCCCGCCGCGUGCUAAGGACGGUCUGGUGGUAUUUGGGAAAAACUCAGCCCGGCCCAGAGAUGAAGUGCAGGAGGUUGUGUAUUUCUCGGCUGCUGAUCAUGACCCUGAGAGCAAGGUGGAGUGCACUUACAUUUCAAUUGACCAAGUUCCAAGGACCCAUGCCAUCGUGAUAAGCAGACCUGCCUGGCUUUGGGGGGCAGAAAUGGGAGCCAAUGAACAUGGAGUAUGCAUAGCCAACGAAGCCAUCAACACCAGAGAACCAGCUGCUGAGACAGAAGCCUUACUAGGGAUGGAUCUGGUCAGACUUGGUUUAGAAAGAGGGACAACAGCUAAAGAAGCCUUAGAUGUCAUCGUCUCCUUGUUGGAAGAACAUGGACAAGGUGGGAAUUAUUAUGAAGAUGCAGACGCCUGCCACAGCUUCCAAAGUGCGUAUUUGAUUGUGGAUCGCGAAGAAGCCUGGGUGCUGGAGACCGUGGGGAAAUACUGGGCUGCUGAGAAAAUCACAGAGGGAGCGAAGAGCGUUUGCAGUCAGCUCUCACUCACCACUAAGGUGGACGCGCAGCACCCUGAACUCAGGACGUACGCUCAGAGUCAAGGGUGGUGGACGGGAGAGGAUGAGUUCAGUUUUUCUGAAGUUUUUUCUCCAGCUGAUGAUCACCUGGUCUGCUGUGCAGGAAAAGACAGUUUGGAAAAGCAAGAAGAAAGCAUCACUGUGCAGACUAUGAUUAACAUCUUACGGGACAAAGCCAGUGGAGUCUGUAUAGACUCUGAAUCUUUCCUCACCACAGCCAGUAUGGUGUCUGUCCUGCCUCAGAAUAGAAGCUCACCGUGCAUUCACUACUUCACCGGGACCCCAGAUCCUUCCAGGUCCAUAUUCAAGCCUUUCAUCUUUGUCGAUGAUGUAAAACUUGUCCCCAAAGCACAGUCUCCCUGCUUUGGAGAUGAUGACCCUGCCAAAAAGGAGCCUCGAUUCCAGGAGAAACCAGACCGCCGGCAUGAGCUGUACAAGGCCCAUGAGUGGGCGCGCACUGUCAUCGAAAGUGACCAGGAACAAGGUCGCAUGCUGAGGAAGACCAUGAUGGAGCUGGAGAAGCAAGGCCUGGAAGCCAUGGAAGAAAUCCUGGCCAGCUCCGGGUCCCCGGACCCCGCCGAAGUGGGGGAUCUUUUCUAUGACUGUGUCGACACGGAGAUUAAGUUCUUUAAGUGAAGUAGGCAUUCCUCUCCCCUCCUUAUUUAAAACUUCCCACCUUACUAAAUGACCAGCAAACAAACCACUCUCCUGUUUGAGUAAAAUGAGAAAGUUAAGAUGUGGCCUCCUUUUCUGAAGCCAGAUUGAAUGUCACCUUGUGUUCUGCCUUGAAUACUGAAGUGUCCGCUUCCUCUGCAAUGUAACAUGUAUCCCAUUUGCCUGUUGUUCGUUUGUGUGACUAUUUGUGGACUUUAAGCUGCUAUCAUCGUGUUUCAGUGACAAUGGACACAUGAGCCUUUUCCGAGAGGACUAGAGAUCAGGACUGGAGAGACGGGCUCCAUGGUGUAGGCUGGCAGGAAAAGCUCUCUCUGAAGUGUUGGCCUUGCUCUCAGUGACAGUGUGUGUGUGUGUGUGUGUGUGUGUGUGUGUGUGUGUGUGUGUGUGUGUGUGUGUGUGUGUGUGUGUGUGUGUGUGUGUGUGUGUGUGUGUGUGUGUGUGUGUGUGUGUGUGUGUGUGUGUGUGUGUGUGUGUGUGUGUGUGUGUGUGUAGGCCUCCGUGGCUUCCCUGAGCUUGCACAUGUGCCCGACGUGCUCAGUAUCUGCAUGGUGUCUUCUGGGGGCCAGAACCAACGGGAAGGAGUAAAGGGGCUCCUCUGUAGUCCAAGCUCCUUCCCAAUCCCCGUGAUCCUAAAGAACCCGGCUUCCAUGCAUGGUGCAGACUGCCUCCCUGUGCUGGAGAGCUGGUCAUCUGUGUUGUUAGCUGGAACCUACCCAUUGUAGAGAUUCAGAGAGCCAUGCUGGUGACUCCCCCAAAUCGCCACAUGGAUCUCUCAAAAUGCACAGCUGCUGUCCUUCCACAGCCGCACACCUGCCACGUGGCUGUGGCCCUGUGCAGAAACGAUUCUGGGUCCAGUUACCAACAUCUAGUCUAGGAUUAAUUAAAUGGCCCCAUGACAUAGUUCCACCCCACAAAGCUGCAAAUCUCUGCGCUAAUGAGGGAAAGGAAAAGAGAAACUCUUGAUUAUUUAGAUUCCAGUUAAAGUAGCUGGAAUCCGAGUAGUCACUACAUUAUCUCAGCAGAGAGACUUUAAUUAAGCUGAUUUAUUUCCAACAACAUGUUCACUUAAAGGAUUUGACUUACCACCCAAGCAUAGAACGGCAUGCAGGAAAGACCAGAUGGGCUUAGUGUAGGGAAGACAGAGGGCAAGAAGGUGACAGAUGGUUGUAGAAGCGUUUCUCUGCAGGAUAACAGGCCAACCCCCACCCUUCCUGCUCAGCCUGUUGUGUCCUACAGAUCUGGAGGUGAAGCAGCUGACUUCCCCGGUCCUCCCCCUUAUUCUUCAUACCCACACGUGCCAGGAGCUGCCUUCAGACUGCUAGCUGAAGUGGGCAGGUGGUGGCAGUGGUGGCGGGGCUCCAUCUAUUGAAACUCUCAACCAGUUCUGAAAUGGGAAGGGGGCAGAGGUGAUUAGUAGAAGUGUAUAUUCACACAGCAGCUAGUGGGAGAGCACCAUCAGGGCCUAAUUAUGCAUCGUUCUUGACAAGAAUCUGCAAAUGGAAAUAUUGUAUCAGUCGUCUCAGAAGUGACCUAGAGUUGCUAACCCCUUAUCAGUGGUAUCAUAGGCCAUGAGAGCUGGAAGGAACCCGGUCCCUAGUUACACAGAGGGUCCCUAGUUACUCAGUGUGAACACUGAGGGUCAGAGGUUUUAUUGGAAUGAAUCUUUUUUUCUACCAACUCUCCUUUAAGAGCGUGGGUAUAGGAGUGCCAUGAGCUUUUGUGCUCGGCAGUUUUGUAAAUUCUGUAUGUAAAAUCAUGAACCACAAAUGUGAGAGAGGGGCAGAAUAUUUCAACCAACAAAGUUAAAGACAACCAACGAUGGUGGCUUGUAAGUUGCUAAGAGCUUCGUGUAGUUUGGCCUGGGCUCUCACUGUUGAAUUUAGGGUUUGCUGUUAGGUAGAGUGGCCAUUCUGGAAGCAUCUGUCUAUGGCUGCUGAGGGGAGAAGGUGAGGUUUGAGGAUGACGUUGGUACCUAUUCCCUCCCAAGUCCACCCGCUGAGUGGUUGUUUAAAACAAGAUGAUACAGGAAGCCACUCUAAAAUUUCAUUUGUGGUCUCACCUCCACCUCUUCUGCAAACAUUUCUUCAGACCUGACAUGUCUGUGACAACCAAGGCAAUUCAGGUUUGGUCAGAAGAAGUCUAGGAGAAUAAAUGACAGAGGCCUGCUUUCAUUACUAUGGGCCAAAUAAAGGGCACGGAUAGCCCUGCCAGCUUUAUGUCAUCACCCGGUUGUGCAGUGGGAAACACAAAGGCUGUUUCUUCUAUGGGACAUUGACCUUAGUGAAGCAUCUCAGAGAAGGGUCAACCCUAAUUGAGAGUUGUCCUGGCUAGAAGUGUUGUGUAUCACAAUUGUGAUGUUCCUGUCCUACCACUAGAGGGUGGUGCAGCCACCCGUGGCCCAGCCUGGCAGAGUAAAACUGGGUAUGGUUGCUCCCAUUGGGCAUGGAGGUGGUCUUUGUACAGUCAAAACCCAAAUAAUGGCAAUGGGAUGGGAGGGGAAAGACAAGAAGAGAGCAAAGAAUCUCCAAUGUGGCUGUAUUCACUUUUGGUGACUUUUAUCUACUUAUAUUAACAGCUGGAAAUAUGUUGUUAGAUUUCAAGCAGGCUGUUGUAGGGGGGAUGUUUGUUUUUAAAUGCUCUUAGCAGAUUUUUCUUUGGAAAAAUGCUUCUUACAUGGAUAAUUUCUCGACCAGGGAUUGCUUUUCUGAAGGCAAUAUGAAGAAAAUGAAUAUUCAAGGUAAAAUAUGAAGAUAAUGUUUAAAGGUCAUUUAAUGUAAAUAGCUUCCUGGAAUACCAUUUGUGCGUGCUUUGUGUAGAAAGAAGACAUAUGGUCAUAAAGGACAGAAUCUCUCCCCCACACCCCUACCCCAUAAGCAAACAUGAGCUAGUCAGUCUUGUCUGGUAGAUGGGAUUUAUCCUAGGUGAAGACAGCCCUCAUACUCAAGGGCAGAGGCUCCAGUAAAUUAGCAAAGCAGAAAUAGAACUCUUCAUUCUUGGAGGUGGUUUGAAAUUUUAGAUAGAAUAGAAUAUAAUCAAAAUUAUGGGGAUUCUUUAGCACCCAGUAACGUAAGAUCCAGUGAUAUUAGUCGGAGUCUUUCUUAACAUGCUAACAGAACAGGUAUAUGCCUAUUAGAUCUUAGCAGUGAAGUUUCUUUACUAUUACUGGGUGAAUCAUUAGGUGUAAAAAAUAAUUAUCAACCAGGCAAAUUACUUUGCUUCCUAACCGAUGUCAUCCCACGUGAGUACAGGUUGUUAUAUAGCUCUGGCUGGCCCAGCAGGGAAGCCAGAAGGGACCAGUAUGUCUGUCAUGACACCACUAACUGCAUUCUUGGGGAAAGUGGUUAAGUGAGCUCUCAGCCUUAGGAAGGAGGCACAUGGAGAAGGGAGGGAGCGGAACCGGCCUUGCUGGCCCUGCAGUGUGGAGGGGGUGGGGGGCAGGUCAUGUGCCCAUGCUGUCCCGCACUACCUGACGCUUCCCCGCAGCUGUGGCACUUCAUUCCACACAGUCCUGAGUCCCAGCUCCCCUUCUGCAGCUUGUGUCAAAAUGUGCUUUAUCUGAUUGGCUCCAAACAUCCUGAAAUGUCACAUGCAGAUUUCUUGUGGGAACAAUACAUACAUGUUUGCAAUCAUGUGAGAAUUUAAAUGUGUUAGCUGGAAAAUGCUAUUGGCAGGGAAUAAUCAAAAAGAAAAUGUUUCUAUUUCCUGCAGUGGGAACUGACCAUGUAAUCUUAACAGUCUUUUGUACACAUAUCAACAGACUGGAUAAUGUCUCUAUCAGUGCUUGCCCUUGAAAUUGUCUUUAAAUGCUACAAUAAAAAAAUACUGAAAUUAA
Molecule: messenger RNA, 5565 nt
Organism: Cynocephalus volans (Philippine flying lemur)
Lineage: Eukaryota; Metazoa; Chordata; Mammalia; Dermoptera; Cynocephalidae
Gene: SCRN1
Product: secernin 1
Exons: 8
Coding region: 450-1694 (414 amino acids)
Biological process (GO): proteolysis
Molecular function (GO): cysteine-type exopeptidase activity; dipeptidase activity
Source: RefSeq, a predicted model, not a curated record